This is a messenger RNA of Symbiodinium natans, 1644 nucleotides long. The record is from the annotation of a GenBank genome assembly. Lineage: Eukaryota; Dinophyceae; Suessiales; Symbiodiniaceae.
AUGGCGCCAAACAGACAAGUAAAACCCGCUGUCCCUGCCAGACAAAACAUCAAGCUCUCUCACCGCUGGUGUUCGUCAGCAGCUGCACAGUCUGCCCCAGUUUUCUAUUUUUUCGACUUUGAAGUUGGAACUGUUCCUUUCCUUGCCCUCUGGGUCGGCACGCGUCUCAUCAUCAUCACCACCACCACCAUCACCAUCACCAUCACCAUCAUCAUCAUCAUCAUCAUCAUCAUCAUCAUCAUCAUCAUCAUUGUUGCCAUCACUGCAUCACUGCCAGACUAUCAUCGCUAUCGUGUCGUUAUCUUGAUCAGUAUCACCAUUGUUAAUCUACUGGAUGAGAUGUGGACGCUCUCUGGUCAGAUUUACCAUCUCUUCUCCGUCACAUGGCAGAGCGGUUCUCCGCUGGCGAGGGAUGGAUGGACUGGCCCUCGGGGCUAUCAGCUUGACCUCUCCUGCAAUGCUGGCAUCACCGACUUCGGCAUCUCGAACCACUUGGCCCCCUUCCUGAGGAGGUGGCCACACUGUCGGACACUAAAGCUGGCCGAGACCUCCGGUGGUGAUGCUUCCCUGAAGGCGUUAAUGGAUUGGGUCUGCGAGGGCCAGGCUGUGGAGCUGAACUUGUGGCAGCCCAAAUUGCGGGCGAAGGCGGUGCAGAAAAUGCUGUGCUGUGAUAUUUUCACGAAAACAGCUUUCACGAGUUCAAACUUUGAAGACGUUCCAGCUGCAGGCUUCCAUAUUGGCAUCCUUGCGGGAAGUCAUCUCUGUGGCUUCGCCUGGACCACAAUCACAUUGAGAACAUGGAUCUGCUGGCCGCUAAAGGAGCCACAGCGGAACAUCUUCAAGUCUGGGUCCGGACCCAAAGCGAGCACAACCGGACCGGUCACGAAGAUGGCCCCUUGUCCGUCCGUGGAGGUAGCCCUCUUUCCGGCCUCGCAUGCGAAGGUGCACGCGUGCCACGGCAAAGCCGAGAUGCGGCAGCAGCUCCUGUCGAUGCUCCACAUCUCGGGUGGCACACGGGCAGAAGGAACUUCGGAUCCCAUCGUGUUCUCGGAGGACGAGUACCGGCUGUGGCAGAUGGAAUCGCGGGAGGACAAAGAAAACGGUGCGGAUUCCAGGAAUGAGGAGACUUUUGGAGGUGAGACGCUUGCCGCCGGGUGGUCUUUCGAGGAGCUUCUUGCAUGGCUCCACACAGCUGUCUACUUCCGUUUCUGUCCCCUUGUGAGACAGCUCGUGAGGGACGUUGACGUGUUACGUCCCGAAGACUUCAAUGGCAAGGUGAAGCAAUGGUUCCACGCGCUCCGAAGCAGUGGCGGAAUCGAGAAAGUCACCGAGGCCACUGCUACUCUGCGUCUUAUCUUGAAAGACAAACGCCGCGGGGAAGUCGAGAAGUGGCCUUCUUAUCUGCGUUCGCUUCUCGAGAAAAUCCACUUUGGCGAUCUGCUGCACUGCCCCAUACCGGCAGGCUGGGCGCGUGACAGUGGCGCGCAGAUGCUCGCAGUUGCAAGGGGCAAAUUUGAAGGCCCCCCAAAAAGGCGCCUGGUCAUGAAAGGAGUAUCACCAACAUCGCCAACAUCCCCAACAUCCCCAACAUCGCCUGUCAAACUGACAACCGGAGCCUCUGCCUUGGAGAAGCGAUAUCACUAG